Messenger RNA from Arvicanthis niloticus (Nile rat), 2210 nucleotides. NCBI's taxonomy places the organism in Eukaryota, Metazoa, Chordata, Mammalia, Rodentia, Muridae. The record is from RefSeq and is a predicted model, not a curated record.
CGGCGAGUGACCGUCAUAAAUCGGAGCUCAUUAGCAUAGACGGGUUAAUUAGCAUAAACGUCACAACUGGCCUCUGCAUCAGGUGCCCCGCUGACCCGCCCAGGCCCCGCCCCCAACGCCAUGGUCCCGCCCCUCCUCCUCCUCCUGCUGCUCCUCCCACUCGCCCUCCUCGGCCCCGCCCACCCCAGACCCAACUUCCUGCUCAUCAUGGCCGACGACCUCGGCAUCGGGGACCCCGGCUGCUACGGCAACCGCACGCUCAGGACCCCGAACAUCGACCGCCUGGCCCGCGAGGGGGCGACGCUGACGCAGCACCUGGCGGCCGCCCCGCUCUGCACCCCCAGCCGCGCCGCCUUCCUGACCGGGCGCUACCCCGUGCGCUCAGGGAUGGCGUCGCGGAACCGCGUGGGCGUCUUCCUGUUCUCCGCGUCGUCCGGGGGCCUCCCGCCCGGCGAGGUCACGUUCGCGCGGCUGCUGAAGGGGCGGGGCUACGCCACCGCGUUCGUAGGCAAGUGGCACCUGGGCCUGAGCUGCCGCUCGCGCUCCGACUUCUGCCACCACCCGCUGCGCCACGGCUUCGACCGCUUCCUGGGGACGCCGACCACCAACCUGCGCGACUGCCGGCCGGGGGGCGGGACCGUGUUCGGCCCCGCCCUGCGCGCCCUCGUGUGGGCCCCGCUCGGGGCGCUGGGGGCGGGGCUGGCCGCGCUGUGGGCGGCGCGGGGGGCGGGGCUGCGGGUGCCGGGGUGGGCGCUGUGGGCGCUGGCGGCCAUGAUGGGCGCGGUGGGCGGCGGCUUCCUGUGCUUCCGCCAUUACUUCCACCCGGCCAACUGCUUCCUCAUGGCCGACCUGGACGUGGCCCAGCAGCCCACGGACUACGCGCGGCUCACGGCCCGGCUGGCGGGCGCCGCCGAGGACUUCCUGCGCGGGCACGCGGCCACGCCCUUCCUGCUGGUCCUGUCCUUCCUGCACGUCCACACCGCCCACUUCGCAGGCCCCGCCUUCCGGGGGCGGAGCCAGCACGGGGCCUACGGCGACAGCGUGGAGGAGAUGGACUGGGCCGUGGGCCGCGUCCUCACCGUCCUGGACGAGCUCGGCCUCGCGAACGACACCUUCGUCUACUUCUCGUCCGACCACGGGGCCCACGUGGAGGAGGUCGGGGCCGGCGGGGAGCGGCACGGGGGCAGCAACGGGGCCUUCCGCGGCGGCAAAGGCAACAACUGGGAGGGCGGCGUCCGCGUCCCCGGCCUCGUGCGCUGGCCCCGCGCCGUCCCCCGCGGCCUGGAGGUCGCCGACCCCACGAGCAACAUGGACGUCUUCCCCACCGUGGCCCGGCUGGCGGGGGCGGAGCUGCCGGGGGACAGGGUGAUUGACGGCCGGGACCUGACGCCGCUGCUCACGGGGCUCACGCGACGCUCGGACCACGACUUCCUGUUCCACUACUGCAACGCCUUCCUGCAGGCCGUGCGCUGGAGAGACGGCCCGCACGUGUGGAAGGCCUUCUUCUUCACGCCCGUCUUCGAGCCCCCGGGCGCCAACGGCUGCCACGCGGCCCACGUGUGUCCCUGCCACGGCCCCGGCGUCGCCCGCCACGACCCCCCCCUGCUGUUCGACGUCGCCCGCGACCCCGGCGAGGCCCGACCCCUGACCCCCGACGCCGAGCCGCGCCACGCCCGGGUCCUGGCCGUCAUGGCCGCCGCCGCCCGCGCCCACGCCGCCGGGGUCGACCCCGCCCCCGACCAGCUGUCGGCCGCCAACCUGGUGUGGAAGCCGUGGCUGCAGCUGUGCUGCGUGAGCCGGCCACACCCCCUGGCCUGCCACUGCGCGGGCGACGCCCACUGACGCCGGCCACGCCCACUUCCUGUCUGCCGGGCCGGACACGCCCACUUCCUGUCUGCAUGGCCGGACACGCCCACUUCCUGUCUGGGUUGUGGAAGGUGUCCACUUCCUGUUCAUUUCGCACCCACUUCCUGUUGUGGACACGCCCACUUCCUGUCUGUUUCACAUUCACUUCCUGUCUGUUUCACAUUCACUUCCUGUCUGUUUUGAACCCACUUCCUGUUUCUAGUCAACUUCCUGUCUCGAGCCUGAUUCACACCCACUUCCUGUCUGUGCCACACCCACUUCCUGUUUUAAAACCCACUUCCUGUUUCGACCCCACUUCCUGUCACCACUCAGUGUUACGACUCAAUAAAGUCUGACUCCGCCCA